Molecule: messenger RNA, 2654 nt
Organism: Populus nigra (black poplar)
Lineage: Eukaryota; Viridiplantae; Streptophyta; Magnoliopsida; Malpighiales; Salicaceae
Product: vacuolar-sorting receptor 6-like
Exons: 13
Coding region: 298-2208 (636 amino acids)
Molecular function (GO): calcium ion binding
Source: RefSeq, a predicted model, not a curated record
ACCCUUCAAUUUUCCAAUAAAUCUCUUCCUCUCUAAAAUACACCUUUGUUAUUUAAACUAGUAAGCGAAAAGAUUCUUACACCAAACUCCAAAAAACUUAACUUGGAAUCCCUCCAACUGUAGACCGUUGCAAAGUCCACUCUCGCUCACACCACACGUCCUCCCCGUUUCCUUGUCUACCUCUCCCUCUUUCUUUCUUUCUUUUCUGUCUGAUUCUUUCUUAUUCUCAACAAGGAUUGAUCAUAAACCAAACCAGCUUUGUAGCUAGUCUUGUAUGAAUAUUCUUUCUUGAUCAUCAUGGCGAUGAUCACUUGCAUGACUGCUUCUCUGAAGAAACUCGUGUCUUUGUUUCUUGUAAUAACAUUUAUAGGGAAGAGUUGUGUGUUUGGUCAUUUUGUGGUAGAGAAGAGUAACAUAAGAGUGCUUUCUCCUCUGAGUUUGAUAUCAAAACAUGACAGUGCAAUAGGUAACUUUGGUAUACCAGAUUAUGGUGGCUACUUGGUUGGUUCUGUUGUGUAUCCAGAUAAAGGAGCUUAUGGUUGUCAGGCUUUUGAUGGUGGUAAACCCUUCAAGUCUAAAGGCUCUCGCCCAACUGUCCUACUUCUUGACCGUGGAGAGUGUUACUUUGCCUUGAAAGCAUGGAAUGCUCAACAAGCUGGAGCUGCAGCAGUGCUCGUGGCCGAUAACAUAGACGAGACUCUAAUAACCAUGGAUUCUCCAGAGGUGAGCAAUGACGCUGACGGGUAUGUAGAGAAGAUUGGAAUCCCAUCAGCUUUCAUAGAGAAGUCAUUUGGAGAGAGCUUAAAGGAAGCCUUGAAGAAUAAAGAAGACGUGGUCAUAAAAUUGGACUGGAGAGAGUCAGUGCCCCAUCCUGAUCAGAGAGUUGAGUAUGAGCUUUGGACGAACAGCAAUGACGAAUGUGGUGCUCGAUGUGAUGAGCAGAUGGAUUUUGUGAAGAAUUUCAAAGGUCAUGCUCAGAUCCUCGAAAGAGGGGGAUACACUCUAUUCACUCCACACUAUAUUACUUGGUAUUGUCCUCAGGCUUUCAUUCUUAGCAGUCAAUGCAAAUCUCAGUGCAUAAACCAUGGAAGAUACUGUGCUCCUGAUCCAGAACAGGAUUUUGGGGUGGGAUAUCAGGGGAAGGACGUGGUAUUUGAGAACUUGAGGCAGCUUUGUGUCCAUAGAGUUGCUAAUGAGAGUGGAAGGUCUUGGGUUUGGUGGGAUUAUGUGACAGAUUUCCAUUUCAGGUGUUCCAUGAAGAACAAGAGAUAUAGCAAAGAAUGUGCUGAAGAUGUUUUGAAAUCACUUGAUUUGCCUGUUGAGAAGAUCAAAAAAUGCAUGGGUGAUCCUGAAGCUGAUGUGGAGAAUGAAGUGCUCAGUAUUGAGCAGGAACUGCAGGUAGGACGAGGAUCUCGUGGUGACGUUUCCAUCUUGCCAACAUUGGUGAUUAAUAAUGUUCAAUACCGAGGAAAAUUGGAGAGGACUGCGGUGCUGAAGGCCAUAUGUUCUGGAUUUAAGGAGACCACUGAUCCUCCAGUUUGUUUAAGUUCUGAACUUGAGACUAACGAGUGUCUCGAAAGGAAUGGAGGCUGUUGGCAGGACAGAGAAUCUAACACGACCGCUUGCAAGGACACAUUUCGGGGAAGGGUGUGUGAAUGUCCAGUUGUGAAUGGUGUUCAGUUUGCAGGAGAUGGUUAUGUGUCUUGUACAGCUAUUGGACCUGGAAGGUGUGCAAUAAACAACGGAGGAUGCUGGUCAGAAACAAGACAUGGAUUAAGUUUCUCAGCUUGCUCAAACUCCCUGCUAUCUGGUUGCCAAUGCCCACAAGGGUUUCGAGGGGAUGGUCACACAUGCGAAGAUAUUGAUGAAUGUACCGCGCACACUGCUUGCCAAUGUGAUGGUUGCUCCUGUAAGAAUAAGUGGGGUGAAUAUGAGUGCAAAUGUAAGGGGAACCUCAUUUAUAUAAAGGAGCAAGAUGCUUGUAUUGAAAGAAGCGGAUCCAAAUUUGGAUGGUUCCUCACCCUUGUGAUCCUUGCUGUUGUGACUGGAGCUGGCAUUGCUGGUUAUAUAUUCUACAAAUACAGGCUUCGGUCUUACAUGGACUCGGAGAUUAUGGCUAUCAUGUCGCAAUACAUGCCACUUGACAACAACCAGAACAAUGAAGCUUCAACCGAAGCCCAGCCACUACGGCAUGGCACAAUGGUGUAAGAUACAAGAACUAAAGCAAUCAGUCUUGCGAAGAAUGAUACCAUUAGAAGGGCGGAUAAUGUUGCUACUGGAUGUAAAUUUUCAUAACAAAUGGCAGCUCUUAUACACAGCAGAGAGAAGUCCAGUUCUCCUGCUACCAUACGGUUUUAGAACAAUACUCUUUUUCAUUUUUAUAGAAGAAUCUGGUGAUUUUUUCCUACUGUACAGAAAAAUAGCUGAGAUCAUGAACAUGUUGCUCCAAAGAUGAAUAAGAACACGUAAAGGUGACUAAUACAUAUACGAUGAAAAGAAUAAAUAGAUGAAGGAUGUGUAAAAAUGAGAUGCUGCUCUGUAUUAAGAACUUUAAGACCCUUCAACAGUUGCUAUGUGCAGAGCAUAGUUGAUGCCGUGUAAAGGAAAGUUCUGUAGUCUAUAAAUUAAUAGGGACUAUAUUUUGCCAUUUGCCA